AACUAUAUAAAUACAAGUUGAGUCAUUCAUGAAAUUCCCAUCUCAUAUCACAACUCUUUCCAUAAUCUCACAAUCACUUCUCAUAUAUCAUCAUGGUGGUUCUCACCAUCCUUUUGUUCAUACUAGUCACUCUUUUAUUUAAACUCCUAUAUGAAAACCUUUCAUGUUACCUUCUCACUCCACUUAGAAUCAAGAAAAUCAUGGAGAUGCAAGGCGUCCGCGGCCCGAAACCUCGGUUCUUCACCGGAAACAUCCUCGACAUGGCUUCCCUUGUUUCCAAAUCAACCUCACAAGACAUGAAAACUAUAAGCCAUGACAUUGUCGGUCGUCUUCUCCCUCAUUUUCUCCUCUGGACCUCCCAAUUCGGAAAAAGGUAUAUAUAUUGGAACGGUUCGGAGCCGAGAUUGUGUUUGACAGAAACAGAAUUGAUAAAAGAAUUUCUUUCAAAAUACAGUACAGUAUCUGGUAAAUCAUGGUUACAAAAACAGGGCUCAAAAAAUUUCAUUGGAGAAGGAGUUUUGAUGGCAAAUGGUGAAAAUUGGUAUCACCAACGUCACAUUGUUGCACCUGCAUUCAUCGGUGACAGACUUAAGAGCUAUGCAGGGCACAUGGUGGAAUGCACAAAAGAGAUGUUAGAAUCACUGCAAAAAGGGUUAGAGUGUGGAGAGAGUGAGGUGGAGAUUGGUGAAUACAUGACAAAACUUACUGCAGAUAUUAUUUCUAGAACUGAGUUUGGUACAAGUUACCAAAAGGGAAAGAAAAUAUUCCAUCUUCUCACACUUUUGCAGACUCGUUGUGCUCAAGCAAGUCGCCAUCUUUGCUUUCCUGGUAGCAGAUUUUUUCCAAGCAAGUACAAUAGAGAAAUAAAGUCAUUGAAAAUGGAAGUGGAGAAACUAUUGAUGGAAAUAAUACAAAGUAGAAAAGAUUGUGUGGAGAUUGGAAGAAGCAAUUCUUAUGGGAAUGAUUUGUUGGGAAUACUAUUGAAUGAGAUGAAGAAAAAGGAAAAUAGCUUAAAUUUGCAACUAGUAAUGGAUGAAUGCAAAACAUUUUUCUUUUCUGGACAUGAAACAACAGCAUUGUUACUCACUUGGACAGUUAUGUUACUAGCAAGUAAUCCUUGUUGGCAACAAAAGGUUAGAGAUGAAGUUAAAAGGGUUUGCAAUGCUGGAAUUCCUUCUCUUGAUCAACUCUCCAAGCUCACUAUGUUGCAUAUGGUAAUCAAUGAAUCAUUGAGGCUCUAUCCUCCAGCAUCUGUUCUUCCUAGAAUGGCUUUUGAAGACAUAAUAUUGGGUGACCUUUAUAUCCCUAAAGGGUUAUCAAUUUGGAUUCCUGUUUUGGCUAUUCAUCAUAAUGAGAAAUUAUGGGGUAAAGAUGCAAAUGAAUUCAAUCCAGAUAGGUUUACUUCAAAAUCAUUCAUUCCUAGCCGUUUUUUACCAUUUGCUUUUGGCCCUAGAAAUUGUGUUGGACAAACAUUUGCCCUAAUGGAAGCUAAGAUUAUAUUAGCCAUGUUAAUCUCUCGCUUUAGUUUCACGAUUUCGGAUGAUUAUCGUCAUGCGCCCGUGGUUGUGCUCACAAUUAAGCCUAAAUAUGGUGUUCAAGUUUGUUUAAAGCCCUUGGAGUCGUGAUAUGGGACAUUACCAAUGCUCAAGAGGUUGGAUUCAGAUGGAUCAAUUUAAGUCGGUCAAUAAAUAAUUUUAUUGCUGCAUUUUGUUGAUCUAAACCGCUAAAACUAUAUAACUCAUAACAUGAUUUGGACGAAGUUGAAUCUCAAGUCUCGAAUAUCUGUUCUUCAUCAGCAAUCGAGAUUAUGGAACACCUUGUAGUAUAAAGACGGUUAGGAUUUUGAGAAUUAAGAAUAGAGGAAGGGAGACUUUUUGUUUUUCUUUUAUUUUUAUCAUGCGGUAUGUGAGUUGGGGCAAUCUUGAUCUUGAUGAGCAAUUUUGUAAUUUAUUAUUUUAUUUUUAAUUUUUUUUUAUAAUGAAUAAUGGAGAUGAAAUAAAGCAAAGGUUAUUUAAUAUCAUGCAUGAUUUGAGUUAUAAAUUAGUGGGUCUACUAUUGGCACUCAAAUGUAACAUAAGAAAAAGAUAUGAAAAAAAGCUUUUUGGAUA
This is a messenger RNA of Lathyrus oleraceus (garden pea), 2108 nucleotides long. Its product is annotated as cytokinin hydroxylase. The record is from RefSeq and is a predicted model, not a curated record. Gene Ontology annotation, molecular function: oxidoreductase activity, acting on paired donors, with incorporation or reduction of molecular oxygen; iron ion binding; heme binding. NCBI's taxonomy places the organism in Eukaryota, Viridiplantae, Streptophyta, Magnoliopsida, Fabales, Fabaceae. Bases 93 to 1625 code for a protein of 510 amino acids. The transcript has 5 exons.